Messenger RNA from Ostrea edulis (European flat oyster), 940 nucleotides. RefSeq lists its product as uncharacterized. Bases 52 to 888 code for a protein of 278 amino acids. Gene Ontology annotation, molecular function: protein binding. The transcript has 2 exons. The record is from RefSeq and is a predicted model, not a curated record. NCBI's taxonomy places the organism in Eukaryota, Metazoa, Mollusca, Bivalvia, Ostreida, Ostreidae.
UGAACCUAAUAGCAUUGAUAAGGAAAUAAACCGACACUCUCAAGGUGUAACAUGGCGGUCUCAUGUCGUGUUGUAGAGUUGGUUUUCAUACCCUUGAUUGUAUUAAUAAUCUCAUCAAAUGCCGAGGAAAAUGGCCAGCAUGACGAUAUCCAGGACACGGCGCUUCUAAGAGAUAUCGUAUAUGAAUUGCGCAAUACUUUGAAAGUUCAAACCUCUCGCUUUGGACUUUUGAAGAAGAGGUUAUUAGCUUCAGAAAGGAAAAUCAAUCUGCUACUCAGUGACAAAACGCGCAAUGAAAACGUUAUCAAUGAACUGACAAAGCGACUAACCAAGAUCGAGUCGCACGACUUCCCACCUCAGCAAAGUUCAGAGUUCAAAUAUCUGAGUAACUCCAGCGCCGAGAUCCAUGACGAGUUGAAAAAAGUGGAAGAUGAAAAGACACGCAGUGUUCGGCUUUUGGUACCUCCUACAUCAACCUCUGCGGCGUCUCCUAUUGCUUUCUAUGCUUACAUGUCAAACAACCUACUGAGUCCAGGCGGCAAUCAAAUAUUGAAAUUCGAUUCCGUCAAAACCAAUGUUGGAAAUGGAUACCAUCACAAUACAGGGGUAUUCAUAGCUCCAGCUUCAGGAUACUAUGUCUUUACGUGGAACGUUAGAUUUAUGCAUAGCAUACACUCUGCAGAGCUUGUAGUUAACAACGAAGUUUAUGGGGCGUUAUAUAUGGAUUAUUCUCCAUCAGUUGAUGGCCAUGGAACCGGGGUAGCUGUAGCUCACGUUAAUACUGGCGAUGAUAUCUAUGUCCGGAUAAGAAUUCAAAACUGCAUAAAUCAAGGUGCAAUUUGGAGUGAUCCUUGUGGACGUUCUUCAUUUGCGGGAUGGAAAAUCUAACUCGUUUUCAUUUCUGUUUUUAUGAAUCAGGGGACAAUAAAGGAUAAAUUCU